Molecule: messenger RNA, 1357 nt
Organism: Uloborus diversus
Lineage: Eukaryota; Metazoa; Arthropoda; Arachnida; Araneae; Uloboridae
Product: fatty-acid amide hydrolase 2-like
Exons: 6
Coding region: 16-1287 (423 amino acids)
Source: RefSeq, a predicted model, not a curated record
CUGACGGUCGAACAAAUGGAGAAAGAGAUGCCCUUCCUGGGGGUUCCUUUCUCUGCAAAAGAGGCUGUCUCUGUAGCUGGUUUGUGUGCAACGGGAGGAGCCGUGUUUCGUAAAGGAGCCCGUGCAGAAGGGGACUGUGAUGUGGUGCGACUCAUUCGCCAGUCGGGAGCCAUUCCAUUGGUAGUGACGAACACAAGCGAGAUGUGCCUAUGGUGGGAGACAUACAAUAAGCUCCACGGAAAGACCAGGAAUCCAUACGACACGACGAGAACGCCAGGAGGAAGUAGCGGAGGAGAAUCAUCUCUGAUCACAGCUGGAGCAUCUGUCAUCGGCAUCGGAACUGACCUCGGAGGAAGCAUUCGGAUCCCCGCUCUGUUCAGCGGCAUUUUCGGACACAAACCAACGAAAGACAUCGUUUCAAAUGGAAACCAGUACCCGGUGGUAAACGAAGCAGUCCGACAAUUAAUCGGCACUGGACCGAUGUGUCGUUACUCGGUAGAUCUUCUGCCUAUGCUCAAAGUAAUGACCAGGGGUUGCACCCAGUCGCUAAGACUCGAAGAACCAGUGAAUAUUAAAAAACUGAAAGUCUACUACAUGGAAGAUGACGGAGGUUACCCUUUCCGUACACCUGUGUCACGGGAAAUGAAGAAGGUUCUGCGGAAAGCAGUUGCUCAUUUUGACGGCAUUUGUGAGCUGAAACCACAAAAGAUCUUCAAAGAGCGCCUGCAAGAUGCCGUUGAAACUUGGGUUUGCGUCAUUGAAACUCUCAAUGACCAGCUACUGUGCAACGAGAUUGUCGGCUACCAGAAGAAUUUGAACCUCACGAGGGAGGUCCUCAAGUCCAUGGCAGGCAAGUCCAAGCACACCUUCCCCGUCAUCUGCUUAGCCAUCCUCGACAGAUACAUCAGGAACUACGACCCGAAACUGGCAGAACCUUUCUUUCAAAUGCGCGAAGAACUUCUAGCAGAAUUCAAUGAACUUCUUGGCGACGAUGGUAUCUUCCUUUAUCCAACCUAUCCGGAUGUGGCCCCAUACCACAUGGAAAUGUUCUUCAGGCCGUUCAAUGUGGGCUACUGUGUCAUAUUCAACAUUUUGGGAUUGCCAGUCACGCAGUGCCCCAUGGGUCUAGGGUCUAAAGGACUACCGUUGGGCAUUCAAGUAGUGGGAGCCCAGAACAGAGACAGAUUAACAAUUGCAGUAGCGCGCGAGUUAGAGAAAGCUUUUGGCGGCUGGGUUAGUCCAUGCGACAUUAGAAAAUCGUCUAUCAAGUUAACGGAAAUUGUAUAACUGUCUAUAUGUACGUCUAAUAAGGCCAAAAGCAACAACUUUUACUAUUCAAUAAAACCCCGCUGUUGGA